Molecule: messenger RNA, 5609 nt
Organism: Dromaius novaehollandiae (emu)
Lineage: Eukaryota; Metazoa; Chordata; Aves; Casuariiformes; Dromaiidae
Gene: TUT4
Product: terminal uridylyl transferase 4
Exons: 30
Coding region: 273-5156 (1627 amino acids)
Molecular function (GO): RNA uridylyltransferase activity; zinc ion binding; nucleic acid binding
Source: RefSeq, a predicted model, not a curated record
GCGCCGCCCGCGGGGCUCCCCCCAUCCCCCACAAUGCAACGCGCGGCGCGGCUGACAUGGCGGCCGGGCCGGACUGAGCCGCUGGCGUCGGGGCCUCCAGCAGCCGGAGCCGGGCAUGGCGGGGCCGCAGCCCCGGCACCCCUAGGGGCGGCAGCCAGCAGACAAUCAGCUACGAUUCUUUCCUGCACAGUGGAUUUAAAAUCAACUUCAAAUUACUGGAGAAUUGCACUUUGAGUGGUCUCAAGAGACAGAAGAAGCAGGUCUUCACUAUAAUGGAAGAGGCCAGGAGCUCAAAGAAUGGAAAUCAUGACCCAAGGAAGUCUACCCGUGUUGUCUGUGAGGAAGGCAAAGCAGUCAAAAUUACAAAUAAUCAAAAUUAUAAACAUAAUAGAAAUGACAGAACUAUGAAGGAUGUUGGGAGAAGUUCUCCAAGUGGGAACAGCAGCAAAAAAAGUAAGCAAAAUGAUGGUUUUUCUGAAAAACAAGAAGAAAAUAAAUCAUGUAAAGUAAAUAGUUGUAUUCCUGGAACUAAAGAUACAGGGUCAAACCUUCAGGAUCGAAGUCAUGGAAAAGCAAAAAAAUUGUCAAAUUUAUCAUCAGCAGUGGAAAAUCUGAAACAGACAAAAGCUCAACAAGUGGGAGAAAACUUUCCAGGCUCCCAUGUUUCUGGGAAUGGAGUUAGUACGGAAACCUUAAUAGCUACCCGGAGAGGGAAACCGGGGUUGGAAAAUCCACUGGGAGUUCAUUCGGCGAAGACUAGUGUUGAUCAGACUGGUGAUCCUGGUAAGACUGCUUCAGAUCAAAGAAAAAUGGAACAUAAGUCUGAUGACUCCAGUAAAGAAAAGAAUUCCGAAUCAACUAAAGAACAUCCUUUGGAGGGUGAUUAUUUAGAAAACGCUGCUGUUAUUGAUGAAUCUAAUCUGACAGCUGAACAACAGCUAGGACUGAAACAAGCAGAAGAACGACUGGAAAGAGAUUACAUCUCCCGACUUGAAAAACGCUCCCCGGAAUACACCAACUGUCAGUAUCUAUGCAAGCUCUGCUUAGUUCACAUUGAAAAUAUCCAGGGAGCUCACAAGCAUAUUAAAGAAAAACGUCAUAAGAAAAAUAUAAUGGAAAAACAAGAAGAAAAUGAGCUGCGUGCCCUCCCACCCCCCUCCUCUGCACAGUUGGCUGCUCUGAGUUUUACACUCAUUGAGGCAGCAAAUGAACAAGGCAUAUCAGAUGAUGACUUCCGAAUCCGUCAAGAAAUUGUAAACGAGAUGGAGAAAAUUAUUCAACAGCCCUUACCAGACUGUUCACUGAGGAUGUAUGGCUCCUGUUUAACUAGAUUUGCUUUUAAAACGAGUGAUGUUAACAUCGAUAUAAAAUUUCCCCCUAAGAUGAGUCAACCAGAUGUUCUGAUACAGGUGCUUGAAAUCCUAAAGAACAGUGCUGUCUACUCAGAUGUGGAGUCAGAUUUCCAUGCCAAAGUUCCUGUUGUCUUUUGCAAAGAUGUUAAAAGUGGUUUGACAUGUAAAGUGAGUGCUAGGAAUGAUGUGGCUUGCCUUACAACUGACCUGCUGGCUGCACUUGGGAAACUGGAGCCUGUCCUUAUUCCCUUGGUUUUGGCUUUCCGCUACUGGGCUAGACUGUGCCACAUUGACUGCCAGGCUGAAGGUGGGAUUCCCUCAUAUUCCUUUGCCUUAAUGGUGAUAUUUUUUCUUCAACAAAGAAAACCACCUAUUUUACCAUCCUAUUUGGGCAACUGGAUUGAAGGCUUUGAUUCAAAGAGGCCGGAUGACCACCAGCUGAAAGGCGUGGAAGAACAAGAGUUUGUACGGUGGGAGUACAAACCAUCAACUAAUGGUUCAGGAAAAAACUCAGUUGGAGCAGAAGGUAAAACUAAAGUUGAACAACAAAAAGGUGGUGGUAAGAAGGUAACAAGCUCAGAAGUGGACAACCAAAGUAAUGCAAAGGAGAAACAUGGCAAUUCUCCCUUAGCAUUCAAAACCCCUCACCAAGUUUCACUGGGGCAACUGUGGUUAGAACUAUUGAAGUUUUACACACUGGAAUUUGCUUUGGAGGAGUAUGUCAUCAGCAUACGGGUACAAGAACUCUUAACCAGAGAGAACAAAAACUGGCCUAAAAGGCGAAUAGCCAUUGAAGAUCCUUUUGCACUAAAGAGGAAUGUUGCACGAAGUCUGAAUAGCCAGAUGGUAUUUGAGUACAUCCUGGAGCGAUUUAGGACAGCUUAUAAAUAUUUUGCAUGUCCACAAAGUAAAGAUGGGAUUAAAUCCAAACCAGAUACCAAGAAAAAAGAAAAAGGGAAAAUUAACAAUAAGAAAUCCACAAGGUCUGAAGAGCCUGUAGCCAACUGUUGCCUUCCACAAGGGGAAAAAGUUGCAGAUAAGCAAAAUAUAGGAAGUGGAUGUAACAUACCAGAGAAUGAACUUGAAUGUAAUGAAAUAGUAGAACCUGGUGCCAAAAGAUACACUUCCAAGAACAUAGACUCUUUGCUACUUUCUACGUUGGACUCUAAUUAUGAUGAAGACAAAGAAGAAACUUUAUCCCUUAUUUCUAAUGAAUGCUGUGAAUUAAAGCAAAAAUCACUUAAAGAGAGGGAUGAUGUAGAAAUUUCAGGAGUUUGUCUAACUGAAGGUGAGCUAAGCCACCAUUGUAACUGCAGUGAACAUCAGUCUUACGACACAAAUUCUAGUAAUGAAUUUUCUGAUGCUGAAAGUAGACCGAGUUUGGUAACAGAGUCUUCUCAGAAGAGUAAGUGCACUGGCACACCAGCUACCUCGCACAACUGCAAAGCAAUGGUGGAAGCUCAUGAUCAUAAAGAUGAAGGCAGACUCUCUACAGAAGAAAUGCAUUAUGUGUUUGAUAAGUUUAUUUUGACUUCAGGAAAGCCACCAACUAUAGUAUGCAGCAUCUGCAAACGGGAUGGACAUUCCAAAAAUGACUGCCCAGAGGAUUUUAAGAAAAUUGACCUAAAACCACUACCACCAAUGACAGACAGAUUUCGGGAAAUACUUGAUAUAGUGUGUAAAAGAUGUUUUGAUGAAUUAUCCCCUCCUUUAUCAGAGCAGCAAAACAGAGAACAAAUUCUGGCAAGUUUGGAAAGGUUUAUUCGAAAAGAGUAUAAUGACAAAGCCAGACUUUGCUUAUUUGGCUCUUCAAAGAAUGGAUUUGGGUUUCGGGACAGUGAUCUAGACAUCUGCAUGACCUUGGAAGGCCAUGAAAAUGCAGAGAAAUUAAACUGUAAGGAAAUAAUAGAAGGUUUGGCAAAAGUUCUUAAGAAGCAUCCAGGUUUGAGAAACAUCUUGCCUAUAACAACAGCCAAAGUGCCUAUAGUAAAAUUUGAACACAGACGAAGUGGUUUAGAAGGAGACAUCAGUUUAUACAAUACACUGGCACAGCAUAAUACAAGAAUGCUCGCUACAUAUGCAGCUAUUGACCCUAGAGUGCAAUACCUGGGUUAUACAAUGAAAGUUUUUGCAAAGCGCUGCGACAUUGGAGAUGCAUCCCGAGGGAGUCUGUCUUCAUAUGCCUAUAUCCUUAUGGUUUUGUACUUUCUACAGCAGAGAAACCCACCAGUUAUUCCAGUUCUUCAGGAGAUAUUUGAUGGAAAACAGAUUCCACAGAGAAUGGUGGAUGGAUGGAAUGCCUUUUUCUUUGAUGACAUGGAAGAACUGAAGAAGCGUCUGCCUUCUCUUGGAAAGAACACGGAGUCCCUCGGAGAACUCUGGUUAGGGUUGCUGCGAUUCUACACUGAAGAAUUUGACUUCAAGGAGUACGUGAUCAGCAUUCGGCAGAAGAAGUUGUUAACUACGUUUGAGAAACAGUGGACAUCCAAAUGUAUUGCCAUUGAAGAUCCGUUUGACUUGAAUCAUAAUCUUGGUGCUGGAGUCUCUAGGAAAAUGACCAAUUUCAUAAUGAAGGCAUUUAUCAAUGGGAGGAAACUAUUUGGUACCCCGUUCUACCCAACUGUUGGAAGAGAAGCUGAAUACUUUUUUGACUCAAAAGUGCUGACAGAUGGGGAAUUGGCACCCAAUGACAGAUGUUGCCGUGUCUGUGGAAAAAUUGGUCACUACAUGAAAGACUGUCCAAAGAGGAGAAGGUUGAAGAAAAAGGAGAAUGAGAAAGAUGAUGAAAAAGAAGUGAAAGAAGAUGACAGAGAAACAAGAGAGAAAAGAUGCUUCAUCUGUGGGGAUGUGGGUCAUGUUAGAAGAGAUUGUCCUGAAUUCAAACAAACACGACAGAGAAAUAAUAGUGUGCCAGGUGCCCAGUUGGUCCGAAGCAUGGUAAAUUCACAGCUAGUGGCUGUGAGCCAGCAGCAGGUGGAACGACCCUUGCGUACUAGACAGUCAUCAGAAUGUUCUGAUUCGCAUCAGUCAUCUUACUCUCCACAACCUCAACAAUUUACACAGAAUUCCUCUCAGCCAGCCUCCAUUAACCAGACUCAGCCACAACCAAUAUCUCAGUCUAAGCACGUUCCGCAACCGCAGCAGGGUGCACAGCCGCCCCAUCAGGUCCAGCUGCCUUUGUUUAACUUUCCCCAAUCUCCCCCAGGUCAGUAUUCCACCUUGCAUAACCUGGGACUACUUCAGAUGCACCAUCACCACCAAAUUCAGCUUCCCAGCACUUCAUGGCCUAUUCAUGGGCCCGUUAUUCACUCUGCACCGGGUAACCCUCCUCAUUCUACAAAUGUUCCGUUUUCUAUGAGGUCUGGCAGCAGCACCACCACAAAUAACCAGAGCAGUGUAAGCUUGAAUGAUCCCAGUAUCAUCUUUGCACAGCCUGCUGCCAGGCCCAUGGGAAUCCCCAGCACUUCUCAUGAGGGACACUGGCACAAUCCUGUGACUCCAAACUCACUGGUGAACAAUGGCACUGUGGGGAACUCAGAUCAGGGUUUCCAAGGACAGUUUGGUAAAAUGAACCCUCCUUCUGUCCCUUGGGACCAUGGGACCCCUACCCAUUUUCCUCUCCUCCGAGGAGCGUGGCCUUACAAUAUGCCUCAGAACUACAUGCAGCAGGGAAAUGCCAGCUAUCCACCGAACAAACCUUUCUACCCUCAAGCUGGUCCACUGAUGCAGAGUAACCAGCGGUUCUCGCUUCUGUCUCAAGGACACCCACACUUGAAUCUGAAUUACAUUCAACAGAAAAAGUGAAAUUUAAGGGGAUUACGGGUGGGCGGGGAAGGGGAGAAGAAAAUCAGGUUCUGAUUUAAAAUCUUAAUGCAACAUGUUUAGAUACAAGAUUAUUUAAGACUGUUUUUAAACUGUAUCAUUUGUACAUAGAUAUGAACUAUAGUUUUUACUAGUAUCACAAAACUGAGUGAUACAAAUUUCAUCUAUUUUAUUACCCUAUUUUUAAGGGGACUUGUGUUUUGUUUUAUCUUGAUAAACUGUAAAGAGAGAGAAUUUUUAAAAUUAAGUUCUUUAUUUUCUAUUAGCUGUAUUCAUACUUUGGUUGCUUCAGACUUUAUAUAUAUUGUUCUAAAAAAAUAAAAUUAGAAAGGGAUUUCAUGUGUUUAAAAAUUUGUCACUUCUAUUCUUUACAGAACUAUGUAGUGCCAAAAAAAAAAACUUUUUAAAAGAAAAAUAAAACUGCAAAAAAAAGAA